Messenger RNA from Temnothorax curvispinosus, 344 nucleotides. RefSeq lists its product as uncharacterized. The transcript has 2 exons. Lineage: Eukaryota; Metazoa; Arthropoda; Insecta; Hymenoptera; Formicidae. The record is from RefSeq and is a predicted model, not a curated record. The annotation marks the transcript as partial.
UCAGACGUGUUAUACCGAUGCCUUAUAAUUAUUGCCUGUCAUGGUUCCCGUCAUCUCUGAACACUUAUAUCUAUAUAAAUGCAUUGGCGAUGCAUUGGCAAUCUAGUGUCUCAAGUAUCGCAACUGUGAAACCAAUGGCUCGGCUAAGCUACAUCGUGUUAAUUAUUGCCACGAACGCACUGAUAUGCGUUCUCGCAGAAGAGCUUUAUCCUAAUCGAUAUGAUCAUCUCGAUGUGCGAGCUCUUCUCCAAAACGACACUCUGCGAGAAGACUAUUACAAAUGUUUUAUGGAAUUAGCACCGUGCACGACAUUAGCACAGCAGAGAUUAACAGGUAUAGCUAUA